CGUCGAUAUUGUCGAUUUGCAUGGCAUUGUAAAGACGAGCAGAAAAAACAAAUGUGUCUCUCAAUCUCUCCCUGGAGUUGUUGUUGCUGUUGUUGUAGUCAUUUGUCAUCAUGAAUGUGAAAGACCAGUCUAAAUUACCCAUCUUUGUCGUUGAUGAUCAUAACAGGUCCUGCCUUAUAUCCAUCGGUCAAUCGGUUCCAAGCAUCUGCCAUUCUCUGGCCUCACCAUGAUCCACUUCGACGCUCAUCCCGAUCUUUUGGUUCCAAAUAACAUGAAAGCUGCUGAUAUCUUCGAUAAACAAUUUGUUUACGACUCUGUGAGCAUUGCCACAUGGAUGGUGCCACUACUCUAUGCUGGGCAUGUAUCAACUGUGGUAUGGGUGAAGCCACCCUGGGCGGAGCAGAUUGCUGAUGGUACCUACAUGUUCUGGGUAGGAGAGUGCCGCAAUUCUGGGUGCAUCAGGUUAAGUUGCAAGAUCAACUAUUUCAUCAGUGAAGCCCUCUAUGUCCCAGAAGAGGACCUUAUUAACAAAAAGAGGGUCACCUUAAUCACCAUCACACUAGAACCUUCAAGCUGGUCCUCAUCCCCGGCACCACCAGCUUCCGACACAACCACUCUUUAUUGUUCCAGAGAACCCACAGUGACAGGAACAGCAGCAGACUCUCCACAUGUGGCAGCAGUUGGACAGCCCUUUCCUGAAGACUGCCACAUUUCAGCACCGAACCUUCUCAAAGACUCCAAAACAGAACUCACACAGAAAUCUAGUGAUAAUUCGGCCACAAGCUCAAACUCCAAUCUGACAUCAGAAGAUCAGGAUUGCCAACACCACCACAAUGACAACAAUAAUCAUCAUCAAACGAUUGCAAACAUGGGCAUGAUGCCAGCCAAAAUUGAACCCGGACCUUCACCAUUGAAAAAACCAUGUUUGUCAUCUCUAAAACUAGUUGAGGAUAUGACAAAGAGCUGUCUCCCAGACCAAGUGCAUGAUGAAGCUUUGGGUUUGAGAUUAAAAUCUGUGUUUUCUUCCAUAGCAAAUCUUGGAGAAGGUUUAAUCCUGGAUAUUGACUUGGAUUUUUAUUCAACAAAAAAUCCGUUCUUGGAGAUGUUUACCGAUAAGCAAUACCAAAUGUUGAAGGAAUUGUACCAUUUCACAGAACCAGCAUCUGAUUCAGAACAGGCUGUCACAGAGUGCAUUCAGUCAAGAAGGAAACAACUGGAAGAACUGGAAGAGGUUUUUCGUAAGCUUGAUAAUGACCCUGGGGCCCAGAUUGAUAAGUCCCUCCCAAGAAGUGAUCUGCUGACCUGUCUUGUGGACAGCCUGCAUAAAAAUUCCUCAACCCCAAUUGACUUCCUUAUACUGCAUGAUGCUGGCUGCACGUGUGAUGACACUGAACUGCCCCACCAUGUAAGCUCUCUGGCACAAAUUGAACAGUUGAUCAAAUACACUGACAUUUUUAUGUCACAUUUACCAAAACCAAAGCUGGUUACAAUAGCAAGGUCAGUCUCAGACGAAUAUUGUCCACCAGAGCAAGUGGAGAAUAUCCAGGAUGCAGUUGUCAGCCUACUGGACAGUCGCUAUGCCCAGAUGCAGCUGGUGAAAAGCUAUGAGUGAGUGUCCACUUUGUAAAGGAGAAAGAACCCGGUCAAGCCUUCAGUGGACAUUGGAGCGAGAGGGACAAUGUAACAUGGUCAGAGGUCAGCUGUCAUUGAUGGGGAUUGUGUUAUGGUCAUUUUCUAGGACUGGUCACUUGUAGUGGUCUCAGACAAUUCAUUUGGUGACAAACACUGAUCACAUCUCUUUAUUGGUCACUACAAAUGCACAUGCACAUACAUUAUCAUCAUCGUUUUGGUGUCCACUUUAGGCUAGGCACGGGCGUGGCUGGACAGAUAAGGAACUUGCUUCCCGACCAAACGGUCUCAGGCUUGGGCAAGUGUCUUCUGCUAUAGCCUCAGGUCAACCAAAACUUUGUGAAUACACAGGUUUCUAUAACAUUAUGAAUUUGUGUUGCAAGAUUCCUGAUGUGAAACCAUGUGGAGAAACAGAUGUUGUAAUUUCAAGAUGGUCAUUUUUUUUUGUUUUGUCUGCCUAAUAAACACACUGACAAUAUA
Octopus sinensis (East Asian common octopus) is the source of this 2109-nucleotide messenger RNA. RefSeq names its product UPF0489 protein C5orf22 homolog. Lineage: Eukaryota; Metazoa; Mollusca; Cephalopoda; Octopoda; Octopodidae. The transcript is spliced from 9 exons. Bases 227 to 1612 code for a protein of 461 amino acids. The record is from RefSeq and is a predicted model, not a curated record.